AUGGGCUGUAUUGUCAGCUGGAAGCCACCAGAACGAGCCGAGUAUCAAUUCAAGUCGAGCCAGUGUCAUGUGCGGACCAACUCCGCGGAACGUCGCGUAAACAAUGCGGCCCCCGUGUCUGGGAUGAUCUCACCGCCUUUGCCGUCGCGUGGGAGGGAUCAACAGCAGCCUCCCUUCGCCAAGCACCGGUGGACGGGCACGCCAAUGCCAACCGUUCUCGCUUUGGAGAUGCGACGCUGUGUUUCCAUCCAUGACGGGCGAGCGCUGACACCGUUCGACGUUCUUGCUCGACGAGCAGCUCAGCCGGUGAAUGUUAUUAUUUUUGCCAACCUGUCCACUUGCGCAACCGAAUUCCACCGAUCUCCACAGACCGUCUGCUAG
Penicillium malachiteum is the source of this 381-nucleotide messenger RNA. RefSeq lists its product as uncharacterized. Lineage: Eukaryota; Fungi; Ascomycota; Eurotiomycetes; Eurotiales; Aspergillaceae. The record is from RefSeq and is a predicted model, not a curated record. The transcript is spliced from 2 exons. The coding region runs from base 1 to 381 and encodes 126 amino acids.